Molecule: messenger RNA, 2220 nt
Organism: Ustilaginoidea virens
Lineage: Eukaryota; Fungi; Ascomycota; Sordariomycetes; Hypocreales; Clavicipitaceae
Exons: 4
Coding region: 1-2220 (739 amino acids)
Biological process (GO): trehalose catabolic process
Cellular component (GO): cytoplasm
Molecular function (GO): calcium ion binding; alpha,alpha-trehalase activity
Source: RefSeq, a predicted model, not a curated record
AUGGCGGAGGCGAUGAAUCAUCGGCAGCGCAGCUCGGAGGACUACGGAGUGUACGAUGAUGCCAAGACGUACUACAUGACAGAAGAGAGGCAUCACAACCGUUUUGGGGCUCGAACGCGGACUUACUCCCAGAACAGUCUAGUGAAGCAAUUCGAGAGAAACGGUCUACGAGAGCCAUUCCGAAGAGGCAGUCACGAUGAGAGUGCCCUGCCUCAAGGCCGUCGGUUCCUGAUCCAGGUUGAGCCCACUCUCGACAACUUGCGGGCUCAAGAGGACACUGACGGAAACAUGCAAAUCACAAUUGAAGAUGAAGGACCCAAAGUACUCUCUCUGCCGACUGCCGCUUCUGCGGGUCACAACCGUUUCGAAGUGCGAGGCACAUACAUGCUAUCCAACUUGCUACAAGAAUUAACAUUGGCCAAAGAAUAUGGCCGAAAGCAAAUCAUUCUCGAUGAAGGUCGAUUAAACGAGAACCCAGUCGACCGUCUGUCGAGACUCAUUCGAGACCAUUUCUGGGAUGGCUUAACCAGACGGAUUGACGCGUCGAGCAUCGAGCUUGCUGCAAGAGAUCCGAAAGACUGGACUGACGACCCGCGGCCAAGAAUCUAUAUCCCCUGUGGUGCGCCUGAGCAGUACGAAUAUUACAAAAAGGUGGCCCAAGACAGACCAGAGAUCCGACUGGACGUUCGAAUGCUCCCGGAAAAGAUUACCCCAGAACUGAUUCGGGAUAUGAACGAGAGGCCAGGUCUUUUGGCGGUCGAGACGGAAGAAGUAGUGGAUCCUGUGAGCGGGCGCAGGACCAUGCAGGGCCUUCCCUUUGUUGUACCAGGUGGGCGAUUCAACGAGCUGUACGGGUGGGACAGCUACAUGGAGUCCCUCGGCCUGCUUGUCAAUGACAGAGUAGACUUGGCAAAGUCGAUGGUCAUGAACUUUUGUUUCUGCAUUGAGCAUUAUGGAAAAAUUCUGAAUGCUACUAGAUCAUACUACCUGGGUCGGUCACAGCCGCCUUUUCUAACUGACAUGGCUUUACGAGUGUAUGAGAAGAUCAAGCACGAGCCGAAUGCCAAGGAGUUUUUGCGACGAGCGAUUUUGGCGGCCAUCAAGGAAUACCACAGUGUCUGGACGUGUGAGCCCCGACUCGAUCCCGUAACUGGCUUGUCGAGAUACCGGCCAGAAGGAUUGGGGGUGCCUCCAGAGACCGAGGCUGGCCACUUUGUCCACAUUCUCGAGCCCUACAUCAAGAAGCAUCAAAUGGGCUUCAAGGAAUUUGUCCGCGCCUACAACUAUGGCGAGAUUGAGGAGCCCGAGCUGGACAAGUACUUUAUGCACGAUCGAGCCGUGCGCGAGUCCGGGCACGACACGACGUACCGGUUCGAAGGCAUCUGCGCAGACCUGGCGACCAUUGACCUCAACUCGCUGCUAUUCAAGUACGAGACGGACAUUGCACGCACAAUUCGAAGCGUAUUUGGCGACAGGCUGGAAAUUCCGGCAGCGUUUUGCGACAGGACGCCUUACCAGGCAGGAGAAGUUCUCACGUCUGCGGCUUGGGACCGCCGAGCCAAGCGCCGUAAGCUGACUGUCGACAAGCUCAUGUGGGAUGAAAAGGAAGGCGUCUUCUUCGACUACGACACUGUCAAGCGCGAGCGAUGCAACUACGAAAGCUCGACAACCUUUUGGGCCCUGUGGGCGGGCAUUGCCACGCCAAAGCAGGCGGCGGAAAUGGUUCAAAAGGGAUUGCCGAGAUUCGAGGCCUACGGCGGGUUGCUGGCGGGCACGGAAAAGUCGCGCGGCAACAUCGGCCUGGAGCGGCCUAAUCGACAGUGGGAUUACCCAUACGGCUGGGCGCCGCAGCAGAUGCUUGCCUGGACUGGUCUGCUUCGAUACAGCUUUACCGAGGAGGCCGAGCGCCUGGCCUACAAAUGGCUUUUUAUGAUUACCAAGGCGUUUGUGGACUUUAACGGCGUGGUGGUGGAAAAGUACGAUGUCACGCGGCCAGUUGAUCCUCACAGAGUUGACGCAGAGUACGGGAACCAAGGCUUGGAUUUCAAGGGCGUUGCGAAAGAAGGGUUCGGCUGGGUAAAUGCCAGCUACGUAUAUGGGUUGCAAAUAGUGAAUGCACACAUGCGCCGGGCUCUAGGCACGCUGACGCCGUACCCAACCUUUGUCAAGGCAAUUGAGCAAAGCAUGGAAAAAGAACUGGCUGACUUGACGGCGACCUAG